ACCCCUUGGAUCAGCAUCAGUUUCAUUGUAGUACCAUCCGUUGGGUUCUUUUCAUCAUCAGUAUUGAUUUCUGCUCUUGCAGAUCUGACUCUGCAAAGCAAGGACAUGGGUGUCAUUUCUAGGAAGCUCUUCCCAGCAUGCGGGAAAAUGUGUGUAUGUUGCCCUGCUUUAAGGCCAAGAUCUCAACAUCCGGUUAAGCGUUACAAGAAACUGCUGUCUGAUAUAUUCCCGAAGUCCCCUGAUGGUCCUCCAAACGACAGGAAAAUUGAUAAGUUAUGUGAAUAUGCUGCAAAAAACCCUAUCCGAAUCCCAAAGAUCGCAAAAUAUCUUGAAGAAAGAUGCUACAAAGAGUUGCGAAAUGGGCGAAUCAAAUUCAUCAAUAUUGUUACAGUUGCUUACAAUAAGAUGCUCUGCAUGUGUAAAGAACAAAUGGUAUAUUUUUCUGGCAGUUUGCUGAAUGUUGUUAGUGAACUGCUAGAUAACUCUAAGCAAGAAUCUGUGCAGAUACUUGGAUGCCAAACCUUGACAAGGUUCAUCUAUAGUCAGGUAGAUGGAACUUACACUCAUGACAUAGAAAAAUAUGUUCAUAAAGUGUGUAAGCUGGCUGGCAAGAAUGGAGAACAUCAAAGGCAAUCUUUGAGGGCAUCAAGCUUACAGUGCCUUUCUGCCAUGGUUUGGUUCAUGGCUGAAUUUUCGUAUAUUUAUGCUGCUUUUAAUGAGAUAGUAAAUGCUACUUUAGAUAACUAUGAACUUGAUACGCAUGCUAGAUGUGACAAUCCAAGUGCGGAGACACAUCAUAACUCAGUAGAUGAAGUGGUUAAAUGUGAGGACAAAGAUGCAUUGGUCAGCAAUGAUGCUAGCCCUAGCUACUUGAUCACCAGGCCUCGACCAGAUAAGAAGGAUCCUUCUCUCUUGACAAGAGAAGAGAAUGAGAUGCCUAAAAUUUGGUCUCAAAUUUGCAUCCAAAGAAUGGUUGAACUGGCCAAGGAGAGUACAACAAUGCGCCAGGUGCUGGAUCCGAUGUUCAUCUACUUUGAUUCUAGACAGCAUUGGAAUCCUCGGGAAGGAUUGGCAGUGUCAGUUCUGUCUCAUAUGUCCUACUUGAUGGAGAGUUCUGGAAGUCAGUUGCUGCUUUUAGCUGCAGUAAUACGACAUCUGGACCACAAAAAUACUGUGCAUGAUCCCAAACUCCAAUCACAUAUUGUACAAGUAGCUGCUGCUUUAGCUAGGCAAAUUAGAUUACAAGGAGUGCUGGCAGAAAUCUCUUUUGUCAGUGACCUCUGCAGGCAUCUGAGGAAAAGUUUUCAAGCCACUCUUGAAUUAGCAGGAGAGCAACAGUCAAAUUUAAAUAUUAUACUUCAGAAUUCUAUUGAAGAUUGCUUACUUGAAAUAGCGAAAGGGAUUGGUGAUCCACGGCCUCUAUUUGACAUGAUGGCAAUAACACUGGAGAAUCUUUCAUCUUCUGGAAUUGUUGCUCGGGCAACCAUUGGAUCACUGAUGAUUCUUGCUCAAAUGAUUUCAUUAGUAUUAGAAUCUUCUCAUUCACAACAGGUAUUCCCAGAAGAACUUCUUGUCCAACUGAUGAAGGUGAUGCUGCAUCCAAAUGUGGAGGUCCGUGUUGGGGCACAUCAGAUAUUUUCAGCUCUUCUUAUUCCAAAUAAAUCUCACAAAAGAGUUUCUUCUCUGCUAUUUGGUUAUUCUUGUGAUCCAAGAACAUUGCAUUUCAACAAUGCAUCUGCAUUUGCAUAUAUACCUGCUCUACUUAAAAAGAUCAGGAGGGAAAAUGAUGGCACCAAAGUGGGAAAGAAUGGUUAUAAUGUCCAUGAAGAUUUUGGGAGAGACAAUGAGGAAGGAGACAAGAGACAUGCCCACUUCAGAAAAGAUUCUGCUAAUUCUUACACAUCUAGAGUUGACAGGAAAGGUGGAUCAACAAUGGCUGAAGGGGAACCAUAUAUCAUGAAGCGUACAGAGGACCAAAUUGUGCAGUUGCUGUCUGGCUUCUGGUUACAGGCCACCCUUCCUGACAAUUUACCUUCAAAUUUUGAAGCUAUCUCUCACUCUUUUGUGCUAACACUUAUUUCUUUGUGGACGAAGAACCUUGAUGGCAACCUGAUUGUCUGCCUCUUCCAGCUUCUCUUGUCUCUGAGGAAUGUAUCCUUGGACCUUAACAAUGGGGCACUACCUCCAGUAUGCCAGAGAUCAAUUCUUGUACUGUCUAUGGGCAUGUUGAUGUUUGCCGCUAAAAUAUAUCAUAUUUCUGAUUUGAUUGAUCUGCUUAAGUCUUUGAUGCCACUUGAUGUUGAUCCUUUUCUGGGCAUUAGUGAUGAUCUUCAAGUAUUUGUAAGGCCUGAUGCAGAUUUGAGAGGAUAUGGAUCUGCUACAGAUAAUAAAAUGGCAUCUUCUUUGCUCUUCGAGUUACGGGAUAAAAUAUCUGAAUCCAGUGAGGCUGUGAUGGAUAUCUUGGUUCAGAAGCUAUCUACCAUUACUGAGCUAGAGGAAGCCAUUCUCAGAAAGCAAUUAUUUGAACCAUUCACACCUGAUGAUGCAUUGAUGUUUGGCCCACAAUCCAUGCUUGACUUGGAACGCAAUCAAAUUAUUUCCUAUUCUAAGGAAUCACUUUCAUUUGAUGAGGAUAUUCUAGCUAGCUCGUUAGUGGAGGAUGAUGUGAAAAGUGAAGCAUCUGUUGCUGACCUCUCCCGCUUCAUUCCCAAAAUUCCUCCAUCACCUUCUAUCUCUCAUGUUAUUAGCAUUGGACAACUUCUAGAAUCGGCACUCGAGGUAGCUGGUCAAGUUGCAACAACACCUGUCUCUUCAUCAGGACUUCCAUAUAAUACCAUGGCUAGCCAAUGUGAAGCUCUCGGCACAGGGACAAGGAAGAAGCUCUCCAAUUGGUUGACCCCUGAAACUCCUCACAAAAGUAGUGCGGAUGAUAGACUUCUACCAGAAGUUCCAGCAGAUGAAUGCAUAGAAAUUAGAAGGAUAACAAGCAAUGGUUUGUCUACUAAAGGAGCUUUGGUGCCAGCAGAGCAAUGCUGUGCUAUCAGGUUGCCUCCUUCUAGCCCUUUCGACAACUUCCUCAAGGCAGCUGGGUGUUAGAAGAGCAGGAGUCUAAGAAAUCUUUGUUGUUUGUGUUGUAAAGCAUUAGCUGGUGUAUAUCUUUCUUUUUCUCAUAUAUAUUGUUUAUUUUUUUCACAGAAAAGAUUAAAAUCGAAAUUGCCUCAAUAUAUAUAAAGGUGAUGAAGAAUCUAUAUAUUCAAAUAUUCUUUCCAAAUUAUUGUAUAAAAGAAGGGUUGGUUU
Rubroshorea leprosula is the source of this 3297-nucleotide messenger RNA. The record is from the annotation of a GenBank genome assembly. Lineage: Eukaryota; Viridiplantae; Streptophyta; Magnoliopsida; Malvales; Dipterocarpaceae.